ACCUAUACAAAGUACAUUAACGUAUACAAUUCAAGAUUAAUCGAUAAACGAUCAACAAGAAGAAGAACAACAACAGAAAAAUGUCAAACGGCAAGGCGACGGCUUCGUUCUUUGAGAACGGAAGCACCAGACAGUUUGAAUACUGCUACGAACUGUAUCCGCAGGUGCUAAAGAUUAAAGCCGAAAAGCGCAGCAAGAAGCCACAAGAGCUAAUCCGCUUGGAUCAAUGGUAUCAGAAUGAACUGCCCGGCUUGAUAAAGGCGCGAGGGAAAGAUGCCCACUUGGUAUACGAUGAACUUGUUCAGGCCAUGAAAUGGAAACAGUCUAGGGGUAAAUUCUAUCCGCAACUGUCAUAUUUGGUCAAGGUGAAUACGCCGCGUGCAGUAAUCCAGGAGACAAAGAAGGCCUUUCGCAAGCUACCCAAUCUGGAGCAGGCGAUCACAGCGUUAUCCAACCUCAAAGGCGUGGGCACCACAAUGGCAUCCGCUCUGCUAACAGCCGCCGCCCCCGACUCAGCCCCAUUCAUGGCCGACGAAUGCCUGAUGGCCAUACCAGAGAUCGAGGGCAUUGAUUAUACGACCAAGGAGUACCUCAACUUUGUGCAGCACAUUCAGGCCACAGUGGAGCGACUGAAUGCGGAGGUUGGCGGCGAUACGCCGCACUGGUCACCGCAUCGCGUCGAGCUGGCGCUCUGGGCGCACUAUGUAGCCAACGACCUCAGUCCCGAGCUGCUCGACGAUAUGCCCUCGCCGACAGCAACACCUAACACAAACGGUAGCCUGAGCAAGGCGAGCAAGGUGCUCGAUGGCGAGGACACCAACGAUGGCGUCGCUGUCGAUGUGGAUGAGGACGAGAGCCUCGGCGCAGGUGGCCGGAAUACGGCAACAGAAUCGGAGACAGAGAACGAAAACACCAAUCCGACAUCGUUGACGCCGCUGGGCAAUGCGAGUGGUGGCGUUGGUAGUGGUGGUGGCAAGAGCAACAUUAACAGCAGCAACAACAACAACAAUAGCAACAACAACAACACUGCCGCCUUGCAGGAUGGCGACUCAAACUUUGUGUCGAACGAUUCCACCUCGCAGGAGCCGAACAUUGAUGACAACACCACACAGACAACGGCCACAACCACAUCGACGGAGGACGGUGAGCCGAUGGGCGUGGCAACGCCACUGGCCUCCGACUCGGAAAGCAAUCUCGAGGCACCGCUCAAGAGUCGCUUGGCCGCCGUUGGAGUUUGUGUUGGGGCAGGAGUAGGAGCAGGAACAGGAGCAGCUGGAGCUGGAGCAGGCACAGUGGCAGGAGCAGGAGCAGCUGUUGCCCAAUCGCACAACAACAACAAGCAGAUCAAUAACAACGGACAAAGCGCUGCACAAUCAGCAGCAGCCGCAGCAGCAGCAGCAACAGAAGGAUUGGGUGGACCAGCAGCACCAGCGGCCGUGCCAGCCGCUUCAACAGCAGCCAAUAGUAAUGGCAAUGGCAAUGGCGUGCUCUCGCUUGGUGGCAGUGCGUCAGCAGCGAAUCAAGUUGAUGAYGAUGAUGAGGAGGAGGACGAGGAUGAGGAUGAGGAUGAGGUGGACGAGGAGGAGGAUGAGGAUGAAGUGGACGAUGAGCUAGAGGCUGAUGAGAGUAACAGCAAUGGCAGCAGCAAUUUGCGUGCCAGCAAACUGCAGCAUUUGGCUGCAGCUGCGGCUGCGGCGACAGAAGCGACAACGCUAACAGCGCCAUCUAUUGGACAGAAGCGUACGGCGCUGCAUUGCGAAUUGGACGCUUCUGGUGCAACUGCAACUGCGGCUGCUGGUGAGAAAUCGCCAGAGUUGAAAAAGCUGCGCAGCGACUGAGCUACAUGCAGUGCAGCGCCGCAGCCGUCGCUAAGUAGCAUCGUUAGGCCGCGUAUAUCUGGUGGAAAGACAUGUAUGUAGUGCAGUUGAGUCGACAUUUGAGAGCAACAUUACCUACACUUUGCCACAACAACAUUCAAGAAAUUUUACUAUUAAGCAAAACUAAUUAUACAUAUAAUAUAUAAUAUAUAUAUACAACAAAGAGAAAGAACACACACACAGAACACACACACAUAUAACAAAAAGCAGCACACACACACAACGAGAACAUAAAAGGAGAUCGAGAAGCAGCACAGCAACAGCACUUAACAUAGGCUUAACAGGCAAAAAUAUAGAAUGAGAAGAACAAGGAGAAGAACCUUACAACAGAGAGAACAUAACACACCACACCACACCACAACACACCACACUCACAUUAAAUUAGGAACAUAGUGCGGGCGCGUAUUAAAUGAAGUUUAAGUUGAACUCGAGGAUAAAUACGAGUAAUGUUGGAUGAUGAUAUGAUGAUGAUGAUAAUAUGAUAUAAAGAGUAAUAGCCAUACGGAGUCCCCAAUUGCAGCAGCGAUUAACAUUAUACAUGUGAAGUGAAAACGAUAAGCAAAUACAUAGUAACUAUUAAAUCAGAUACAAAUUGAUAUUUUUACACAGUCAAAUGAAACCAACAUUUAAAUAUUAAACGAAAAAAGAAAACAAAACAAAAGAUAAAAAUUUACAAAUGCCGCAGUUGCCCACUACAUACAAGAAACGGAAGAAAAAAACAAUAAUUAUAAUAAAAAGUAAUUUAUAUAAGUAUUUAAAAUUAACAAUAAAUCAAAAAGAACUUGUCGCAUAAAACUCGAAACAUCGUCCCCCGAUUGAUCGCCGCCUUCCUCCUUGACCACCACUACAACAUAUAUACACACGCGCUCCAUCUCUCUUUUUCACCCAACCACCUAUCCAUACACGCUCACCAAAACUCACCAACCUCAUGCACAAGCAUACAUCUACACACAUACACAUCCCAAUCCAAGCGGACGACGCCGCUAUCGACGUCGAUUAAGCAAAAACAAAAACAAGAAAAAAAUACAAAAACUCAUUUAAAACAA
Drosophila arizonae is the source of this 2923-nucleotide messenger RNA. It is a transcript of the gene Amun, whose product is annotated as protein amun. Lineage: Eukaryota; Metazoa; Arthropoda; Insecta; Diptera; Drosophilidae. The record is from RefSeq and is a predicted model, not a curated record.